AUGUAUCUUUCGGUGGACCCCAGCAGUAGGAACCAAUCAAAGAGUAGGAUCAGGAACGGCUACAUGGGCAGCGCGGCUCGGUUUGCUACGGACUUAUGCUGCAGUGUCAAAUACGGAUUUCAAUCUAACAAGAAAGCGCAGCAGCAGCAGCAGAACAGAGGGGACGAUUGUUAUUUGGGGAAGGGAUCAGGUCCGGUUUGUUUCGGAGCGGGGUUCUUCAUCUCCUCUUUCGUGUGGGUCCCACCACCAGCUUUAGGGGGACCCACUCGGGAGGAGAACCCCGUCGGUAGUCCUCCCUCCAUCCGAUUUCUUAUUAAAAAUGCCGACAGUCUCUUCAGCUCGCAAGAUUCAAUUUUGAGCGUUUGUUGCACGAAGGAAUUUUUCUUCAAAGGAAAGGAGAUGGGAAAGAAGUGGCUUUCUGCAGUUAAGAAAUUCUUCAAUUCUGAAUCCAGGGAGAACCAUACCACUGAGAAAUCGGAGAAGAAAUUGUGCAAAUCAAAGGAUUCAAAGAAGAACUCAUUGGAUCCUGCUGAAGACUGA
Phalaenopsis equestris is the source of this 540-nucleotide messenger RNA. RefSeq lists its product as uncharacterized. The transcript is spliced from 4 exons. The record is from RefSeq and is a predicted model, not a curated record. Lineage: Eukaryota; Viridiplantae; Streptophyta; Magnoliopsida; Asparagales; Orchidaceae. The coding region runs from base 1 to 540 and encodes 179 amino acids.